GAGCAACUUCCGAUGCGUGCGCACUACUCGCUUCUCGGACCAGUACAAGCGGAGCAGAAGAUCAAGUGCGGUGCGCUCAGUGUGGUGUCUACUUGCAAACAGGACAGUCAGUCUUCGGCAAGACCUGACCGGCGGAACAAGUGCGUGUGAUCAGUGUAGUGCAGGAAUUUAACGUGCAGAGACGAAAAAAUAAACACAGUGUGAUCUCGGUGGUUAGCAGCAUUUAUUGCAAAGUGGAACAGAAAUCUGAGGUUCGUGCAGCAAUCCCGAAACAAUCCUUCCGGAGUAGCGGCCGCUUUCGUUCAAAAUUCUCCAAUCAAUUCAAACCCCAUCUUUGGCAUCGGCGUGCAACUGGGAACCAGUGGAGGGUAGUGUUUUUGGCGAUCCAAAGUGAUCUUAGUUGAUCCCUCUGCAGGGACACUUCCAUUCCAAAAGCGACAAACCACGAAAAAAAACCAUGGCAGCAGCGGUGCGCAGUAUGGCACUCAGCCAAAAUCUGCACAACAUUAUGCCGGGCAACUGUGGGCUGGCGCUGCAGCAGAAACCGAUCGGUUCCGCACAGUUGACCAGCAGCUCGGCCGCUUCCCUGCUCGGCAAGCAGCGACCACUUGCGCCGGCUCCAACCGUGCUGGGCGGCCACCGGGCCAACGCGAAGCUGCCCGGUGCCGGCCCGAUAGUGAGCAGCAGCAGUGGCAGCGGCAACAGCAGCAAGAAGUACGCCUACUGCGGGCUGCCGUAUGCGACCCCGCAACAAUCAGCCUCGGUACAGCGGCGCAAUGCUCGCGAGCGGAACCGCGUCAAGCAGGUGAACAAUGGGUUCGCGAACCUGCGCCAGCACAUCCCAUCAACCGUGGUGACCGCGCUGACGAAUGGGGCGCGCGGCGCCAACAAGAAGCUCAGCAAGGUCGACACACUGCGGCUGGCGGUCGAGUACAUCCGCAGCCUGCAGCGCAUGCUGGACGAGAACGGUGGCGAGCUGCCGUCCAACAAGCAGCAGCAGCAACUCACCAGCGCCUCCAGCACCAAUCAACUGUCGAACAGCUCGCUCUGCUCGGCCUCCUCGGGCAGCUCCACCUACUACGGCACGAUGUCGGAACCGUCGAACGCGUCCUCGCCGGCACCGUCCCAUCUGUCCGACCACUCGUCGCACGGUGGCACUGGCGGCGGCGGCGGCUGUUACGCACCGAUCGCCGGCGGCUUCAAGCACGAACCGUACGACAUCUACGUCGAUCCAUCCAGCUCGCCGACACCGUCGUUCGGUUCGGACCACGGCAUUGGCGGUGUUACGUCUUCGUCUGUGCAUCUGCAUGCCGGCGGCCACUCGACGGUGCUAGGUUCGGCGACCGACAACAAUAACUACAUCCUUGCCCAGCAGCAGCAGCAGCAGCAGCAGCAUCAUCAGCAUCAGCCUCAUCAGCAGCAACAGCAGCAGUACCACAGUCAUCCUCACCACACACCGGUACAGUUCAAGACCGAGCUCCACGACAACACGCAGUACGACGAGGAGCUGAGCCCUCAGAAUCCCGACGACGAGGAACUGCUCGACUACAUCUCCUGGUGGCAGCAGCAGUAACACGCCCCCACAGCAUCCUAAUCGAAACGGCAAUCGAUAGAUGCCCCGAGGGAACGGUCUAGUCAACGCGCGUGUGUGCGAGUGCGUGCUCCUGCCAAUAAAACACCCACACCAGCAAAUGCUUGCCAGUGACGAGGUCCACUCGUAACCAGAGUGUUGUGAAGGUGCAAUCUCCUCUCAGUGUCCGCGUACCCGGAACACAGAGGAUGAACGUACCAACGCCUGAGCAAGCCUGUUCAUCGGUGCGUCCCCGCAACCUACCCAGUUGAAAUCACGCAUAGUGCCUUUUUACACUUGUAGCCUCAGUCCUUGUAGCUGUAUGCAACGGCAAAAUGAUGUUUUAUUAUAGUUAUACUACUGAUGUUUAUACACACGUUACGGAGCUAUCAUUUAUUAAUCUUUUUUUGUAAUGUACAUGUAUUGCGAGCGUUUCUGUUGAAGCAUCGCUCUUGCUUGCUUAAGUUUAUUGUACUAUUUAUAGUUACACAUUGCCCAACAAAAAGGGAACACGAGAGAAUUAGACACUGAUUACAGUUAGCAGCUAGGAAUUGUACAGGAAAGAGAGAGAGAGAACAAGUCAUAGUCAUCAGUGUAGCAAUGCGAUUCGAAAAAAAAACAGCAAACCAGUGAAACAAUUUCGCCUCGGGUUAGUAUUUCGCGUUAGUAUAGUGUAUAAGUUGUUAAGUACUGUUGUCGGCCAUCUUUAUAUUAUAUAUACCAGUUCAAAUAUUAUUUAGCGCGCUCUACAAUGAAGCGAUUGUACAAAGCAAAUUACGUUGCGUUGCACGUAGAAAUUUAAUAAAAGAAAACCCCACACACAGCCAAACACACACUCGCUCGAGCAGCAGAGGUG
Messenger RNA from Anopheles merus, 2426 nucleotides. RefSeq names its product achaete-scute complex protein T3-like. NCBI's taxonomy places the organism in Eukaryota, Metazoa, Arthropoda, Insecta, Diptera, Culicidae. The transcript has 2 exons. Gene Ontology annotation, biological process: developmental process; regulation of transcription by RNA polymerase II. The record is from RefSeq and is a predicted model, not a curated record. The coding region runs from base 458 to 1573 and encodes 371 amino acids. Gene Ontology annotation, molecular function: protein dimerization activity; RNA polymerase II transcription regulatory region sequence-specific DNA binding; DNA-binding transcription factor activity, RNA polymerase II-specific.